Strongylocentrotus purpuratus (purple sea urchin) is the source of this 4069-nucleotide messenger RNA. It is a transcript of the gene Sdc, whose product is annotated as syndecan. NCBI's taxonomy places the organism in Eukaryota, Metazoa, Echinodermata, Echinoidea, Camarodonta, Strongylocentrotidae. Gene Ontology annotation, biological process: cell migration. Gene Ontology annotation, cellular component: cell surface; membrane. The record is from RefSeq and is marked provisional.
CAGAGUCGAUCGAGUCGAGUACAGUGAGCUGAGAAGAGUCAUCCCUGCGAUCUGAAUUUGUACCAAAGAAGUACAAGAAUUGGAGUAAGAUUUGAGUAAACCAACAAACAACAAGGAAAAUGCGAGUUCUUUUGCUUUGUGGGGCCCUUUUGGUUGCCCUCGUUGGGACAUGUAGCGGAGAAGUGAAUGAUGAGAUCUACAUUGAUGAUGCGACGGAAGGUAGUCCUGAUAUGCUAGCUGAGAUUGAGAUGUCGAGUGGAGAUGGACCUAACGGUGUGGUGGGUCCUACUACAGAUGAUGAAGAUCUGGUGGAGGGAUCAGGCACAAGUAAUAAUCUUGAAGAUCCAGAUGUGUCCUUCUCUCCCACAACGAGACUAACCACCAUAAACAACAAUAUACAAGAGAAUGUUGGAAAGGACCAGUCCACUAUUUCAAAUAACCUUGGAGGGAUGUACGAUCAGGAGAAUGAGGUCCGGUAUAAGAAUGAUAAUGAUGCCCUUAAUGGUGGACCUAAUGAUGUUAAUGAAGAGCCACAGAACUUCUUCAAGAUGAUCUUUGAGAAUCCAGCUAUCUUAGCAGGUAUGGUUGGUGCAGUGGUUCUGAUUCUGCUGACGGUUGUUCUUCUCUUCCUCUUUGUCAUCUACCGUAUCAAGAAGAAGGAUGAAGGAAGUUAUUCCCUGGAUGAACCCCACAAAGUCAAGGAUCCUACAGCAUACUGGAAAGACACCAAAGAGUUCUACGCAUAAAACCCUUUCAUUUUCUUUGCAGAGACUUUUAUUUUAUUUGCGUAUCUUUGUUUUGGGCAAGGGAUAGUGCUCAGGUUUACUUUCCAACUAAUAUAACAUUGAUUGGAUCAAAUUUGGACAAAUGAAACAUGGUGUAGGCCUGCAGGCACAAACCAUUCUAUCAUGGGCUGGCUGACCUCAAAUACCAAAUUAUAUGCAAUUUUUUUCUCAUUUAUUUUGAAAGAAAAGAGAAGUUAUUUUUUAUUUAUUCAUUAAUGAAAAGGAACAUUGAAAAAUAUUUUUUUUCUCAGUGCUUUAGGUCUCAGGGUGUAGCAUUGUAAAUGAGGAGAAGAUAUCUUCUUUUAAUUUUUAAUAUUGCGCUUUUAAUCUAUGGGAAGAAAAAUAGAUGUUUUUUUUUUCUUUCUAUUUAUCAAUUCUUCAGCAUCUCAAAACAGAAAAAAUCGAAUAAAAGUGGGAAACGUUUUCUUUUAUUAAUGGAUUGUAUAAGUUGAAUGGUAUAUUUUCUACAAAUUUUUGCACUUUUAUGAUGUAUCUUUGCACAAUGUCUAGCCUUUAAUUUUUUUUCCUCCUUUUCCUUUUUUCUGUGUACUUCAUUUAGUUUUAUUUUACCUUGAAAAUAGAAAAUUGUGUACUUAAGAGUGACUUUUAUCUUCCAUGCAUACUUCAUUUUGAAGGAGAUUAAAUGGAUUGUUCUGAGUACAGUCAUCAAGUAGAGAAAUGGUAUUCUUUCAUUCAGACAUUCAUUCAUUCCACAUUCUAGUCUACUCAUUCUUUAAUCAGUAUAUGCAUCACAUAAUAUAUCUUAGCUUUCUUGUAUGUGAAAUCAGGUUUAGAAAUAACUAUUUUCCAACGUAUCAAAAAAUAAGUAUGAAAGAUACCUACUUCUUUCCCAAAGUAAGCUAUUACAGACAAGACAAACAGUAGUGAAGUUUCACUGUUUCUAUUCUUUAAUUAUUACUAUGAAACGUGCCUCCAUGGAAAAAUCACCAAGAACGGAAAUGUGUAUGUGUAUAAAUGAAGUAGAUAAAUUGGUGUAGACUAGCUUGAUCUAGUGUCUGUCAGUGUGGAUCCAGUUUUGGAAUGUUUCCUCUUAGUUACAACAUCAAAACAAAAACUCCUUAUGAUCAAUGCUAAUCAUGUUGUUUUGAUCGCAUAUCAGUAUGUUGGAUGUUUUUAUAAGAAAAAUCAAGAUAUUAAGAAUGAAAAAUGGAGUUGUACUUCUGAAUGGACACCAUGUGCUGCUAAGGUACACAUGGCGUUACAUAUAAGUGUUAGUUCCCAAUGAAAUAUUGCACUCUCAUUUUUAUACAACAUAUAGAUAGAUUUGACUGCCAGUGAAGUAUGAUAGUUUGUUAGCUUGGUUAUAUGAAUCACCUUAUUUUGUAUUGGAUGAAUGAAAGUUUGCAAGAGUUGUGUACGUGUACAUGUUGAUUGGUCUGAAAAAAACAUUUUCUGAGAAAUUGAAAGAAAAACAAAAAUCUUUACACAAUCUUGUCUCACAUUUGACAUUCUUCUAACCAAAUUUUCCAGUAUUUUAGUUGUUUCAGGAGUUAUAAAAGAAACAAAUGAAAAAAUGUAUGAAAAGCUAUUUGUUUGACGACACCACAUAGAUGGAAACUGCAUCUUUCAGAGUUAAUGCGAAACAUGUCCAAGACUUACCACUCAAAUCAUGAGAGUAUGAAAGCGAUGUGAAAACUUGUGAAAUAUAUUCAUUUUUACACCUCUUGUUUCUGUCAAGCUAUUUGUAUCUUGUUCACGUAUCAUGUAUAAGUAAUGCGUAUUGGUAAAGAGUGACUAAAAAGUAAAUAACUUUUUUUUUUUGGUCCAAUUAAUUGGUUUUAAAUGCGCUACAUGUAUGAAAAUUGUACAAAGAAUUGUGUAGCAUUUUCUUUAUUCAAUACUUGAGUAAGUGUCUAAGUUACAUAGCGGGUUUUCCAUGUACGUUAAGAUAUUUAACAGAGUCAUUUUAGAUGCUGAAGCAUAAUACCAUGAGUAUUAGCUGAUGCAAGACUGUAUAUAUGCUUGUAAGCUUGCUUUCUUUUAUUAUUGUACUGGUGGUAGAAAUUAAUGUAUAUUAUUAAACGACUUUAGAACACAGUUCUACACAUACAGGUAUGUAGUAUUGCUAAUUUUAUCUGAUCAUCAUUUCUUUUUUUAUUCAUAUAGCAAUAUGCGCAAUUGCAAAAUCUACCUGCUUGAAUCAGUUACUCAAAGACAUUUAUUCAAAGUCAAUAUUCAAACUCUAUUUAUACCUUUAGUAUAUAGCAUGUUCAUACGUUUGUAGAACCUUUUCCCGAAGUCAAGCAUUCUACUCAAAAUACUUAUCCAAUUUUUAGUUUAUCAGGCAGGCAGGCUAGCAGACUGAUAUUCUAGCUGAACUUCAUGCCAAUAUUUUGAACUGAUUUAGUUGAACUACAUGUAUACAAAAAAUGUGUGUCAUUUGUAAUUUGUGUAUGAACAUCAUGAACUAUGCACCGAUUUAUGCGACCCUGAAACCUGAAUCAAGAAGGGCUUCUCUUGUGUCAUUCUAAUUCUUUGUUUAUCAAGUCAAUUACGCCACAAUUUAAUAAUUAAAUCUGUAGUAAAAUAGAAGUUUUAAAUGACUGAAACUGACCCAUCUAUGAACUUACCAUCUAUGACUAUAAGUUUGAGCAACGAGUCUACACAAACGAAACUUUUAUAAGAAAGAGUCCAUUUUAAUUAUACCUGUGUUUUGUGGGGAAUAGUAUUGUAACAAUAGUAUAGUAGUGUAACAAUUCAUGGGUUGUUCGGCAUACUAGCAACUAGAAAACUUCACAGAAGUACAUGAAAUUUUGAAUUAAAAAAAAUCAAUCAACAGGUAUUUGAAAUUUUACCCUUGGUAUAAAGACUGAAAAUGAAUUCACUCACCUUUUAAUGUCAGUGAAGUAUUUUCUUGUUUGUUUGUGGACCAAAGUAACUGAAAUGCUGUGAAUUGUUUUUAAUAUCUGCAACUACCGGUACUUGUGUCAGCGAAAAGACAAUUUGCAUGAAAUCAAUCUCUAAUUAUUUUUACUUGUGUGAAGUUUUUAGGAAGAUUUGGAUAUUUUUUCUUCUUCAUUUUAAAUAAAGAAAUUUUAAUAAAGAAAAGACCUUUUUAUGAUGAUAAAACUUACAAAGAGAAAUCUAGCUUUAAUAACCAAGAUGAAACUUUGAAACACACUUGUAAGCAUUUCUGCUAUGAGCCUUGUUAAGUGUUUAUAUUAAUAUCACUUUAUUCACUUGUCUUGUUUGGUUUUUAUCCCUUUUCUUAAAGAUGUCUGCCAUACGUUAUAAUAAAUUCACCAGCAUUUUUUCAUAAAAUG